Puntigrus tetrazona (Sumatra barb) is the source of this 3671-nucleotide messenger RNA. RefSeq names its product repulsive guidance molecule BMP co-receptor b (gene rgmb). Gene Ontology annotation, biological process: BMP signaling pathway. NCBI's taxonomy places the organism in Eukaryota, Metazoa, Chordata, Actinopteri, Cypriniformes, Cyprinidae. Gene Ontology annotation, cellular component: plasma membrane. Gene Ontology annotation, molecular function: coreceptor activity. The coding region runs from base 364 to 1671 and encodes 435 amino acids. The record is from RefSeq and is a predicted model, not a curated record. The transcript has 3 exons.
UAUCGAUCAUCGGGGAAAGACGGGGCUAGAUUUCCUUGUGGCGGAGAAAUCUGAUGUGCAGGCAACAUGAAUCGGGCGAUCGCGGGGCGCAGAUUAAUUUUAGCACGUUAACAGAAUUCUUUCGGACCGAUUGUCUUCACCGAAUGCAAAUUAAACAGCACUUUUCCACAGUGCUCCGGGAAGAAGUGCUUUGGAUCGGACUUGCCAAAAGAACUACUUUUGUUUCUCUUAUGGACGCUUUGCGUUACCUAAAAGUAGCCGCGUCUUAAGAGAGUUACGCACCCCUGCCUUGCGUUGCGUCCGGAGAAGCGAGGCCCGAUCUCUUGACCCGUGGAGUACUCUCGAGUCUCUCUGGAUGGAUGGAUGGGUAUGGGGAGAGCAGGAUCUUACUACCCCGGGGCUGAGCGCCUCAUCUCUCCGCUACUACAUCUACUAGUGCUGUGCACCCUCUCCUCUCUCACCCACAUAGGUGAGAGCCAGGUCCAGACUCCGCAGUGCCGUAUCCAGAAGUGCACCACUGACUUUGUCUCUCUCACUUCCCAUCUUAACCCUUCACUGGAUGGCUUUGAUACUGAGUUCUGCAAAGCGCUGCGAGCCUAUUCCGCCUGCACCCAGCGCACAUCCAAGAGCUGCAGGGGAAACCUGGUCUUCCACUCCGCCAUGCUGGGCAUCAGUGACCUCAUGAGCCAGAGGAACUGCUCCAAAGACGGGCCCACGUCGUCUACCCAUCCCGUCAUCCCCAUUGAGCCAUGCAACUAUCACAGCCGCCAUCACCAAGCAUCACGGCCCGGAGCAGGGACCGGGGCUCCAGAGCACCCACGACCAACCUAUCUGUUCUGUGGCCUGUUUGGGGACCCUCAUCUUAGGACUUUCAAAGACCAUUUUCAGACCUGUAAGGUUGAAGGGGCAUGGCCCCUCAUUGAUAACAAUUACCUGUCAGUGCAGGUCACAAAUGUUCCAGUGGUGUACGGAUCCAGUGCCACAGCAACCAAUAAGAUCACGAUAAUCUUCAAACCAUAUCAAGAAUGCACGGACCAGAAGGUCUACCAGGCCGUAACAGACGACCUUCCGGCCGCUUUUGUGGACGGCACCGUCAGCGGAGGCGAUAGCGAGACUCGCAGCAUCUGGAUACUGGAGAAGGCGCCGGCUAGACACGUAGAGAUCCACGCCGCGUACAUCGGGGUCACCAUCAUCGUACGCCAGCAGGGCCGGUACCUGACGCUAGCCGUGCGAAUGCCAGAAGAGCUCGCCAUGGCCUUCGACGAAACGCAGGACCUGCAGCUUUGCAUGAACGGCUGUCCCACGUCAGAACGGAUCGACCAAGAGGGACACCUUCAGCUGCCCAUGCUGGGCCUCCAGCAAGCCAGCUUUCAGCAGCAGGCGAGGGUCGAAGCCCAGAGAGGCCUCUUCUCCCUCGAAAGCGCCUCCAGGAAGUGCAGGGAGCAACUGGAGAUUAAGGACAUCUAUUUCCACUCCUGCGUGUUUGACCUGCUCACCACAGGAGAUGCCAACUUCACCACUGCCGCCUACAAUGCCCUGAAGGACAUGGAGACUCUGCACCCCAAGAGGGAGCACUGGCGUAUUUUUCCUAACUCAGCCAAUGAGCUGAGGCCGUUUUCAUCGCUCAUCGGUGCACUGCUGACCGGCUUCCUCAUCACUGUGCUUUUAUAAUGCGCACAGUGUUUUGAUAACUGUUUCGAAGAAGAAAAGCAGACUGUAAAAAGUCGGUACUCUGAGGUACUUUGUAUAUACAAUGUCCGUGCGGAGAGUGAAUGUUAGAAUGCGAACCUUCGUUAGAUUGUACAUUUUGUGAAAAUCACGUUUUCAAGAGAGCUGAAUAUUGUAGAUUUUUGUGAGUGUGAAUUUUUUUGAGAUUUUUUGGGGGGGGGUUUGUCCUCAGGAGAGGAAAUCUUAACGGAAGCACUUUAUUUUUAUUUUCCUUUUCUUUUCUUUUUUUUGGUUUUUGCGACUAGAAAACAGUGUUCCUCGGAACCGGCGCUCAAGAAUCUAACACUCAGCGCUUUUUCUUUGAUACAUUUCCGUAGGUCUCUAUACGAAUGGUACUUACCUCACCAUCUUGCUCCGUAGAACCGUGUAAAACAUGUUUCGAGAUGCGGCUGGCGUAGCGAUUGUGUGCUAGAGGUUUAAAGAAGGAUCGUGUUGACUAGACUUUCACUUUAUCUGUGUUUUUAGUUCUGGUACUCAGUUGUUGAGUCACGUUGAUCAGCAAAAACAAAGUGAAGAAUUCAGGUGAACGCAGCAAACGUUGGUUGAAGUGCACUUAAUUCAGUAAUUCAAAUGGGAAUGUUUCUGUCGUCGAGCAUUUGGAGAUGUCGGGUGUUGGAAUUUCGGCCUAUUUUAUAAUUGACAAUCAGAAUUUUUGGUUUGGUACUAAGUCUGCCUAAUGUACGAACACGAAACAUCAAUCCUGAAGAGCGCGUUUUAGAGACGCCAAAAUAUUUAUGCUGAAACUUCCAUCUAAUUCCGCAGUCAGUGAGCGAACUGGAAGAUGGACGUCGCGUAAGUGCUAAAGUGGGCCAUGUCUCAUUUCUAAUCGGACUUGUAGCAUCUACUGGAAUGGCUUCUCGCAAGAUUGCAUUUAUUUGCUUUGUCCCUUUGCCAAACAAAUAUCGACUAUCCGUUCGAAGUGUUAAGUUCCCUCAAGCCCCGUUUUUUUAUCCUUGACCAAAGAUGUGACGUGAGCAACACACAUAUCAGAUCUUUUUUCCAGAUGUACAGUGGGGCUUCCCUAUACGUUUUAUUUAGCCAAAAAUGAGGAUGGUGCGGCGUUUUCGUGUUUCGCGAGCCAGUGCCAUAAAUCGACUCAAAAUCCGAAAUAUGUUCAGUGGAAUUGUUUUUUUGGCCCAGCAAGCGUUUUAACAGUUUUUCCGUCAGCCAGAAGUGCAACUUGAGCCGUGGUUCUUUUGCUGACUGCACAUCAGCAGCGAUUUCAUUCAGAGGGCUUUCAAAGCAAGUGAAGGAUAUUCAGAAACACUUAAGUCUCUAUUUGCUUUGAGUGUGGCAUUGGGCCUGAUGGACGCACGAUUCAUUCGACGAAAUCGAAUUGUAGACCUUCUGGGCCUUACUGCUCCGGAAGCCACGUUCCCAAAACCAAGACUUGCUACUGUAGAGACAUCAUUGUUUAACUACUGCCAGUGCUGAAGAGCUGCUACAAUACUGUGAUAAGUGUAAUCGAUUGUAUUUGGAACACUGGGAGUUUCGCGGGCAGUGAUUGGCCGGAUCCGAAACAGGAUCAUUUGAUUGGACGAUUGACCUAAAUCAGUGUACAGCGGGAUUUUUUUUUUUUUGUCCUCUUAAAAACCAGAACAAGGCAUCAGAGUGCAAUUUAACUAACUGCAAUGGAAAGCCUUCAUCCUGUGUUUUUGCAUUUCGCAUUUGAUCUUGUGAUCUCUUACUUUUGUUGUGAACAUUGUUUUUGUGAAGAGUGACUGCUCAAUGUUUAUACUUAAAUUAUUUAUGAAAUAUAGUGUCUUGUUAGAGAAGUUAAGCUCCAUACUCUUGCUGUUGAAAAACGUUUGAGAUGUGAUUGUACUGCCACCUAGUGGGUCACCAUUGUUACAUCAGUGUUUUAGUAUUGUACGGAUGCUGUUAAAAAAAGACAAAAAAGGAAAAAAUGUGUUAUUUAAAACAAUAAAUGAAAAAUACGUAAA